Molecule: messenger RNA, 939 nt
Organism: Drosophila ficusphila
Lineage: Eukaryota; Metazoa; Arthropoda; Insecta; Diptera; Drosophilidae
Product: putative OVARIAN TUMOR DOMAIN-containing deubiquitinating enzyme 8
Exons: 2
Coding region: 146-496 (116 amino acids)
Source: RefSeq, a predicted model, not a curated record
CACUUCAAUAGGCAACGUGGACCUCACUGCUCAAAAUUCUCCAUUCGGCUAACAUCAUUUUUCUGAAAUUAUUUUGGUGGAAAAUCAAAACGUUUUUAUAGGGACCGCCUGAUUACCAGGACAUUCGAUCAAAGCUCCGUUGAAGAUGUGCGAUAAGCAGACCUGUCCCCCGCCCCCGCGGUGUUGUCCUCCACCACCGCCACCAUGUCGUCCUCCUCCCACAUUGUUGCAGAAAAUCAACUGUGUUCCCUGCAACCGGUUCUUCUUCUUUCUGAUCGGAGUGGGAAUCGGACUCUAUUGGGACAACAUGAAGAAGGAGGCGAAGAAGGCGGCCGAGGAGGCCAACAAGUCGCCCAAGGAGAAGGAGAAGGAGGCUAAGGAGCGCGAGAAGCAGCAGAAGGAGAAGGAAAAGGCCGACAAGGAUAAGAAAGAGAAAGACAAGAAGGACAAGGACAAGGACAACAAGGGCAAGGACAAGGAUAAGGGCGGCAAGUAACUUUCUCGCUGAACACGGAGAUGUCGGGAAUCGGGAAACUUUUCUUAAAAUUCGUAUCUCCAUCAAAUCAUUUUCACAAUAACAAAAUUUCAAGUACAACUUCAAAAUUUCUAUUGAUCCAUAAAGAAGACGCGACUUCGCAAAAUAUUGAUGACCAAUCUUAUCAGCAGAUUUGAAGACAACAAAUAUAGAAUUCGUUAUGUUGAGAUCAAUUGCAGUUCUUUUCACAGUCGCGGCUUAAAAAAAUCUUAUAAAAGUUGUACGUUUAAAAGGCUUUUUAUCAAGUCAUUCGUCAAAAAAAAAUAUAAAUUCGAAUUUAAUAAGGAACUGCUUUUUGAAAUCUUUUUCAAAAAUGUUUGUAAAUUAAACAUGAGGAGUAUUAAAUAGCUAAAACGUCAAAAUCGUAGAUAUUAAAAUUGCCUAAUAAAAAUCUAUCAAUGCAA